Messenger RNA from Penicillium canescens, 1794 nucleotides. RefSeq names its product ankyrin repeat domain-containing protein. The transcript has a single exon. Gene Ontology annotation, molecular function: protein binding. NCBI's taxonomy places the organism in Eukaryota, Fungi, Ascomycota, Eurotiomycetes, Eurotiales, Aspergillaceae. The record is from RefSeq and is a predicted model, not a curated record. Bases 1 to 1794 code for a protein of 597 amino acids.
AUGUCGCUGCUCACACUCCCCAACGAAUUGAUACAGCAAAUUAUCGCUGAACUGGACUCGCAAAGGUAUUUCAAUAACAUUAUCUGCACUUGCCGAUUCUUUUACGAGACUUUCAAUGGCCUGUUGUAUGAACGCGAAAUACACCGUGAUGGCGCCCAUGCAGUGUUGCUCUAUGCCGCUCAGAUGGGACAUGCUCGUACCAUACAAGGGCUUUUACAGAUCUCCGCCAGCAGCACUAAAAGUCCACCCUUACGACUCAGACCAAAUCCUCCACUUCCCAAUUGUUGGAGUCCACUCCUUUGGUCGGCCAUCCGGGGGGAUGAAAACGUGGCCAGGCUGCUCCUGGGUAUAGAAGACAUCAAUGUGGACAUCAAAUAUCCAAAAUCCCGGACCCCGCUCUCAAUUGCUGCCGAACAAGGGUUUGUGGGUGUUGUCCGGCUGCUUUUGGCUGCGGGGGCCGAUCCAAAUACCAGAGACCACCUCAUGCGGACGCCGCUACACUGGGCAGGAUCGCCUCAACUUGCGGGUGAAAGUCGUGAUUUGGGCCAACAAAACAUGUUUAGGGAACAGGCACAAGAUCCUAAAUGUAAUCUCCACUGCCCGUUGGCUGUUUAUUUCGAGAUCGAUAUUGUCGGCUCUUCCCUUUGGAUGGAGAAAGAAGGAGAGACAAGAGACAGCGCCCACCGUCCCGAGGACGCACACUGGACACCUUUGAUCCAGCCCAAUUUAACAUCGUCAUUAUGGUCGGCAGGUACAAAUUAUAAGGAAAUAUUACAACUCCUUCUCCAAUACGACGCCCAACUUGAAUUAAAGGACUUAGAAGGUCGAACACCGUUAUUGUGGGCAGCGACAUGUGGAUACCAGCCUUUAGUGGAACUUCUUCUCGACAGCAGUAUGUCUCUUCAUUCUUCGAAACCAGCACUUGAGAAAAUUUCGAAGUGGGAACAGAAAGAAAGGGAUUGCAAAAAGGUGGUCAAGAACUCAGUAAAUCGAGAUGCCUUUCCUGAAACUGACAAUAAUAACUCCCAGUCGGCCCUAUCUUAUGCCGCAGAGAAUGGACAUUACGGUACUGUGCAGUUCCUUCUAGAAAGAACCACACAAAGGGAUUCGCUCUGGGCUGACCCUGGCUGGGCUCCCCUGAUGUGGGCAGCAAAAGGGGGCCAUGCGGAUGUUGUGAAAUUAUUGCUAUCGGUGCAUACCCAAAGGUGGCCGGAGCAGUCUCUUGGCUCUGAGGCUGCGUCAGAGGCUGCGCGCAACGGAAAAACGGACAUCAUAUCGUUGCUGGUCGAAGCCGGGGCAAAAUUCGAACCUUCUCAAAGUUCUGAUUUCAUGACCCCGCUCCAUUUAGCUGCCAUGAACAUGCAUGCCGAUACCGUCGAAUGUCUCCUUAAUAUAACGGAGGUCGAUGUGAAUGUCCCCGAUAGACAUGGUUGGACUGCACUAGAUUGGGCGACAAGAGGCCAGACGCGGGCCAAGAGAUACUUCAAAGACACGAGAAUCAAAGACAUGCUACUUGAUCGCGGAGCUUCCCCAUCAUCACGGACAGUGAAAGUGCUCGCGAGCCCGCCACACCUUUUCCUCCAGGAUUUUUCAGGUUGUUGUUUCCCAGCAGACUUCGCUUAUACGUGCAACCCAAUUUCUUUCAGAUGUGAUUGGGACUCCAUUGCUCAGGGCAAAAAGAUGCGAGACUUGUCGUAUAAAAAGGAAUCUACUUUGGGGGUGUGCAUAUCAAAUGAAAUGAUGAAGCAGUUUGCAGGGUGGUCCUAUAAUAGACCUCAACCUCAUCAUGAUUGA